Patella vulgata (common limpet) is the source of this 11285-nucleotide messenger RNA. RefSeq names its product chondroitin sulfate synthase 2. NCBI's taxonomy places the organism in Eukaryota, Metazoa, Mollusca, Gastropoda, Patellidae. Gene Ontology annotation, molecular function: glucuronosyl-N-acetylgalactosaminyl-proteoglycan 4-beta-N-acetylgalactosaminyltransferase activity. Bases 282 to 2603 code for a protein of 773 amino acids. Gene Ontology annotation, cellular component: Golgi cisterna membrane. The record is from RefSeq and is a predicted model, not a curated record. The transcript is spliced from 6 exons.
UUAGAAAAUGUCGGCAAGAAGAAAUUGUUGACGUGUUUUACGGAUGAAAAUAAUUUAUAAAAUGGGUAUUUAAAUAGUAAAAGUAGUACCUGACUGAAUAAGUCUUCUGAGUUUCGUACUGAUAAUCUUUUAACCCACUUGUCCUAAAAAAAAAUUGAGAGGUUUCGAAACGUCAAAAUUUGAGAAGUUUGUUUAGUCAAGGGGAGAUAACUUCGGAAUAUUUUUUUUCCCCUUAAAGUUAAUUUAUAAUUUGUCACCGUUGCUGAUUACAUAAAUUAAUCAUGGCAAGACAUGUCACCUUGUUACAGUGCUAUAACACAAUCAACGUUAUAAUCGAUCCCAAAUGUUGUAGACUGCUAAUGCCAGCAAUCAUCGGAAUAAGUUUAGGCAUCGCCAUGAGUAUGAUGUAUGCCCCGUUCAGUGAAAAUAGUUGUGAAACAUUUGUAGCUAAUCAUGACCCACAGGAAUUAGUCAAUAAAAGAGAACAAAAGUCAAUCCAAGGUGUAGAAGACUCCAUGAAAUUUGAACCAAAGUUACGACUGCAACAAGAAAACGUUGCACCGCAAAGAAGUCCUACCAAAAAACUCAUUAGACCAAGAUAUGCAUCGACAGAACUGGGUAUUAGAGAGCGCCUAUUUGUAGCUGUAAUGACAUCAAAGACAACUAUUGACACAUUAGGUGUCGCUUUCAAUAAAACAGUACAACAUCAUGUGACAAAAAUGGUAUUCUUUAUGGAGGAAAAGGGUCAGACAUUACCUGCAGGAAUGUCAGUAGUCAGCUUUUCUGAUAAAUAUCCACACCUUGUACCCAUUCAUGUGUUGAAGUACAUAUCAGAACAUUAUCCUGAGACAUUUGAUUAUUAUAUGUUUGUAUCAGAUAGAGCUUAUUUACGCGGAGAGAAACUUAUAGACUUAGUCAAUCAUAUCAGUGUUAGUCAACAUGUUUACAUGGGUUUUCCCCAAAUUAUGAAGGAUGGAAGUGGAACAUAUUGCCCUUUAGAAGGGGGAAUCAUUCUCUCUCAGUCCAUUUUAUCAAGAGUUUUAGCUGAGUUAGAUUGGUGUUCAACAAAUUGUCAUUCCUCAGAUCCUAGUUUAAAUCUAGGACAGUGUCUUCUACACUCAACUGAUAUGAACUGUCAGGAACAUACUGGAACUAAAAGCUAUACCUAUUUCAAAGUAUCAGAUUUUGAUUUUGAUGAUGAAAUACCCAAAUUGAAACAAAAAGAAGUCUUCAAUGCAUCUAUUUCUGUAUUCCCAAUGCCUGAUGAUAUUAACCAUUAUAAAUUACACAGAUAUUUUUGUCAACAUGAAUUAAAUCAAACAAAGAAAGAGAUUGAGAAAACUAGAGACAAUAUAAUCUACAUGAGUCAGUUUGCUCCUGGGGGUAGAGAAAGUGUUAACUGGCCUAUUGGUGUUCCAGAACCAUAUAAACCUAAAAGUAGAUUUGAUGUGAUAAGAUGGGAUUAUUUCACUGAAACACAUAUUUAUUUUCAAGAUGAUUUCACUAAUUAUAAAGAACUUAAAGGUGUAGAUAAACAAGAUGUACAGGAAGUUAUCAAGAUAUCUGUAGAGCGCUUGAAUGAAAAAUAUGGUAACAUGUUCCUGUAUUCAAGUCUGGUCAAUGGUUAUCGAAGAUUUGAUCCACAACGAGGCAUGGAGUACACAUUAGAUUUGGUCUUACGAGAUAUUUCAAAACAAAAUUGGGAGGUGGAGAAAAGAGUACAUCUCGUUCGACCCCUGGGUCGUGUGGAAAUUGUGCCCAUGCCGUAUGUCACAGAAAAUACCCGUGUCAACUUGAUCUUACCAGUCACAGUUGAUGAGAAAGACGGAGUUGCAAAUUUUCUCGACUCUUACGCAAAAACUUGUCUGGAUUCAGGAGAUAAUACCUAUCUAUUAAUUGUUUUUAUUUAUAGACAUCAACUAGAUGGAGGCAUCGAGGAUACAUUUUCCGUAUUAAAAUCUCUAGUUGCGUAUUACGAAAGGAAAUAUCAGAAUGGGGGGAAAGUAUCAUGGGUUAGUCUCACUCAUCAAGAAGCUUAUAUUUCAGAUUUAUAUAUUAUAGAUGAAGUUGUCAGUCGAUUUCAACCAGAAUCUUUGAUCUUAUUGAGUAGUGUCGGUAUGGAGUUAGCGCCAGACUAUUUUAACCGUGUGCGUAUGAAUACGAUACAAGGCUGGCAAGUGUUUUUCCCGAUCGGUUUUUGGCAGUAUAAACCAAAUCUCAUUUACGAUCAGAAACCCUAUCCUACUAAUAUUGACAUUAAUAGUAAAUCUGGUCAUUAUGAUGCUAAUUCUUAUGAACACAGUAGUUUCUAUGUCUCUGAUUUUACUGACAUGAGAAAGCUACUCUCAGCAGAAGAAGCACAAGAUGCUGAUAUUUACGAUUUGUUCAUAAAAUCUCAGAAACUCCACGUUUUCCGUGCCAUUGAACCAGCUCUAAAACACAAAUUCAAGAAUUUUUCUUGUCCUUCCAGUGCUCCUUUAAAAAUGUUUCAGCGUUGUCUCACUCGUAGAUCCUUAGGGUUAGCCAGCAGAAGUCAACUAGCAAAAAUUGUUUUUGAACACCAGAAGAAAUUUGGUCCAGACCAGUUGAAGUCAACUAAUUAAAAAUUUAAAUUGAAAACCUUAUAUAUAUGUUUAAUUUUUGGACAUUCCGAUUUGAACUUUAUAUUUUGAAUCUGAAAAAAUAUACUAUUCAAAAAAAGUAGGGGAUAUUUGAUUUUUAAGUGUUAUUAAAGUCACCUAAUGAAACUGACGAAGAAACAAAUGACAAAAUGAAAUGAAGUUCACAUUCAUCGAUUUAUUCCAAAUGAACGUUAGACUAAGUAAGGCACAGACUGACCAUUAUAAGGGUAAAAUGAUACCCGGGGUCAAACAGCAAAGUUACCACAGCAUCACAACCAAGUCAGUAACGGGUAAAUCCUCCUCUGUUUGCCAAACAAGCAUUGAUCCGACGUGGCAUACUCUUAAUGAGACGUCUAAGGUCAUUUUGGUCCAGAUUGUCCCAUUCCUGUUGCAACGCAGCAGCAAGUUCUUGGACAUUGGUAGGACGUUGUUGACGUUGACGUAACCUCUGUCCAAGCAUGUCCCAGACAUGCUCGAUGGGGGAGAGGUCGGGACUCAGUGCUGGCCAAGGUAAUGUGAUGUUCUGUUGUUGGAGGUAACCUGUAACGAUCCUGGCCCUGUGACAUCUUGCGUUGUCAUCCUGGAAGAUGAAACGGCGGCCAUGACUUCGUGCGAACGGCACAACAUGGACUGCCAAGAUGUUGUCCCGGUAGUACUGGCCUGUAACACGCCCUGCAACAACAUGUAAAGCCGUUCUUCCAGCAACAGUGAUGCCUCCCCACACCAUAACAGAACCACCCCCAAAUCGAUCAUGUCUGAUGACGUUAACGUCUUGGAAGCGCUCGUUUCGACGACGCCACACCCUCCUACGUCUGUCCAAAAAAUCAACAGUGAACCUUGACUCAUCUGAAAACAUCACAUUGCUCCAGCGUCGAUUAUCCCAGUGUUGACAAUCCCUACACCAACGACGUCUUGCCGGAAUGUGAUGAUCUCUCAAACAAGGGAUCAUGCGAGGACGUCGGGGGCGAAGAUGACCCCUAUGCAGUCAAUUCCGAAUCGUCUGGCCACUCACUCUCACACCAGUGUCUGUUUGAAGACGAGCGCUGAUCUGAUUUGCUGUGAUGACACGAUUUCUCAAGGCCAAGGUACGGAUAAAUCGAUCCUGGGCUUGAGUUGUCGCCCUUGGUCGACUUGAGCGUGGUCUGUCCUGUACAGAUUGUGUAUCACGGUAUCUGGACCAUAGCCUGCUUAUGACAGACUGAGAAACAUUCAUCGUCCGCGCCACAACCGCCUGUGUUUUGCCGAUCUGUAGCAUGCCAAGGGCACGUAACCUUUCAUUUUGGGUAAGCCGACGCAUAUCAAAAUUUGUUUUCUGGUCACUAAAACAAUUAAACUGAUGUUUCCACCCUGGAAUUCGAUGCCACAAUGACUGUAACAUUCAAAGUCAGAGUCGUGCAAAUCUUGGGUUGGACCCCCAUGAUGAUCCCAAGCAUCACCUGCAUUCUAUGCGGUAGCUAUUGGUGCGUUUGGGCGUCACAUGUAACUGGAAAUGUUUCUUCUGUUAGGUUCUAUGACUGUAACAUUCAAAGUCAGAGUCGUGCAAAUCUUGGGUUGGACCCCCAUGAUGAUCCCAAGCAUCACCUGCAUUCUAUGCGGUAGCUAUUGGUGCGUUUGGGCGUCACAUGUAACUGGAAAUGUUUCUUCUGUUAGGUUCUAUAGUGACUUUUUUCGUAGUCAUUUGCAUAUUUUAGUAUUAUGCCCCCAAAAUCAAAUAUCCCCUACUUUUUUUGAAUAGUAUAGCUAGUCACAUUUCUACUUAACACAACCUAAUGAAUGAAAUGAAAUGUGGUUUAACAUCCUACUGUUCUGCUCCGACUGGGCUAAUUAAGACGACAGAGAAUUAUGAAGGGAGGGUCAGUCAAGUAAGCUUAUUGUAUUAGACAAUAUGCUAAUAUUGAUACAAAUGUGAAAAAAAUAUAUUUUCAGAUUAAUAAAUGGGAGGGAACAAUUGAAUUUCCAAAUCAACAAAUCAGAGGGAUAGUUUAUUUAAUCAGAAUUGAGGGAUACUUUAUGUACUGAAUUCAAUACUGAGGGAUACUUUAUUUAGUCAAAACUGAGGGAUACAUUAUUUAGUCAAAACUGAGGAAUACACUAUUUAGUCAAAACUCAAUGAUACAUGUAGGUGUAGUUUCUAUUGAGAAGACUGAGGAACAGUUUAUAAUAUAUUUAUUCUAAAUCUAUAUUUCAAAUAGGUGAACGUAUAUGAAAGGUUGUUUAUAAGUAGUUUAACAUUAUAUGUACAGUAUAUUCUAGUUUUAUAUCAUAGAUGUAUUAUUUAUACAGUAUUCAAUAGGGCUUCACUAUGCUAUUGUUGGGAUCCAAUGAUAUAUAAUCUGUGAUAUUAUAGCGAAUCCCUUAUAUAUUUGACUGAAGGCUUCUCUAUAACGCUAGAGUCAACUGCUAUAGUGUAACCGGCAAAACAACAUUAGACUGAAGGGCUUUAAUAUGAUGCAGUUGAGCCCUGUCUUAUAGUGAAACCUGCCUUCUAACAAAAACCAGCGUUUUUGUAAACCACCUUAUAGUGAUGUUUUAGUGCAACUUGAAAUGUGCAGAUAAGCUAUAGUAUAGAUGGUGCUAUAAUACCAUAGUCAUAACAACAUCUGUUUAUUAUAUCCUUAAAUCAAAAUAAUACUGUAUUAUUAUCAAAAUAAUAAUAUUAGAAAUCAAAAUAAUAAUAUUAGAAAUCAAAAUACAUGUUCUUAUAGUUAAAAUCGCAAUCAAAAUAUUGAUAUCUUUUGAUACAAGUACUUUUACAUACGGUAUGUCCCUAUGGUAUAUUUUUUUAUGCCUUUUAUAUAAAGAAUACCAUCCAUAUAUUAUGUAAUUUCUAAAAACAACGAAAUGUAGAAAGUUUGAUUGAAUCAGAGCUUAAAAAUAUCAAAAAUAUUUUUUUAUUAAAUUUUUUUUUAUCAAUUUUGAAAAAUACAUGUAGGCUAUAUGUAUUCCCCAGACAAGUAUUAAUUAUUGUAUUUCAUAAAGAAGUAAUGGUAGAAAGUUAUUAAAAGCUUAUUUUAUACAGUACAUUUUUUAACACAGUGGUUGAGUGCUAAGAAUCCAGAUCCAGAUUCUCUUGCGAGAAUUAUCACAAACAGUUUUAGGAACUUCAAUGACCUGAGACACUCUUUUGUUGAUUUGUGUAUGACUGCCAUUUUGAAUCUGAAGAAACAGAUUCACAUAUUUUGUAUCUGGCUUCAGAUGCGAUGAUUUAUAGCAGGACUUUCUUUUCAGGCAUAUCUUGUGAUCAUUUUUGGACUGUGCUUUGAGCAUGCUCAUUGCGCAAUAUAAAUAGACUAUUAUUAUUAUUAUCUUACAGUCUUGACUGACUGAAAGUGAAAUUGACCAACUGUAGAAUUUACCUGUCAAUUAAUUUAAAUGUCAUGAAAUGAUAAUUACAAAGAAUUUAACCUGAAAUCACAAUAAAUACAGUUUUAAUUUAUAGAUUUUGUGUGUAAAAACACUUUAAUGUAUUUAAUUUUGAAAAUUGAGAAAUGCUGAAGAUGGUCAUAUUCUUUGGGAAAAUAUAUUGCCGAUCUGCGGUAAACAAAAUGUCAAAAAUUUACUGACUGGCAAUAUUAUUACAUGAAAGCCCUGAUCUUUACUUUAAAAACAAACACAUCUGAAUCUAGGUUUCGGAUUAUUAGCAACCAAACUCACCUUAUAUUAGUUAUAUCAAUGGCACUUGGUACUACUUAAAUGUAUAGAAUCGUGUCUCAAUAUUAAUUUGAAAUUUUUUGUUAUCCUGUAUAAUACUUAUCAAAUAUUUUUUGAUAUUGUUCAAAUGUUGUUAUUAAUGAUUGUUAUGUAUGUUAUAAAUUUAAGAAAUUAACUUACCGUAUUUAAAAAUAUGUGUGCUAUGAACAAACACGUUUACAUUGUUUCAAUGAACAUAGUCUUUCAACAAUUACGCACCACUAUAGAAUCUCAUAGUUAUUUUGCUACAUUUAAAUGUAGUUUAAUAUGACAUAUAUAUUAACAGUUUAUUUCAGCCUCACCACCAAAUAUUACUCACUUUUUUUACAUACACAUUGUGCUUUAAUUUUGCUACAUUUUUGUAUUAAUGACAUAUAUAUUUAACAGUUUAUUUCAACCACACACCCAUCAUUACUCAUUUUUUCACAUAUAUAUUGUGCUUUAAUUUUGCUACAUUUCUAUUUUAUUUUAUGUUAAUGACGUAUAUAUUAAGUUUGUUUCAACUUCCACCCAUUAUUAUCCACCUUUUCACAUACACAUUGUGCUUUAAAUUUGCUACAUUUAAAGAUGCAUUAUGUAAGAUUUAGAUAAAGAGCUAGACGUUCUUGCUAUUAUGGUUCAAAAAUAGAUAAUGAAAAGUGAAUAUAUUGAAAAUUUCAUUCAAAUUACUUUAUUCUGAGCAAAGUAAUGACUGUUUGAAGAUAUGACUGCUUAAACAUAUAGGGUAGAUCAUUCAUUAUCAUAGCAACAGUACUUGACAACCGAGAUUUAGCCUUGAUUGUCCAUAUUAUCAUUAAUUUCUUAGAUCUCACAGAUGUUUAAAUCCAUUUAAUUCUCGGCCAUCCAAUGAUAGUUGAUUGUAGGCAUGGAAUGUUAAUUAAUGUCUGUAUAAUAAUUUAUAUACACGUAACAUUUGAAGCCAAAAGAAAGACCUGUAAUAGGCAGAUUUAGCUCUUACAUGAUGCAUCUUUAAGUGUAUUUAGUAUUAAUGACCUAUAUAUUAAGGGUUGUUUCAACAACACCAACCAUUAUUACUCACUUUUUUACAUACAUGUACACAUUGUGCUUUAAUUUUGCUACAUAUAAAUGUAUUUUAUAUUAAUGACAUAUAUAUUGGUUGUUUCAACAACACCAACCAUUAUUACUCACUUUUUCACAUUUCACAAACACAUUGUGCAUUAAUUUGGUAAAAGCUGCCUAUACUGGAUUUUUUGUAUAUGGCUGGCAUUUUAAUUGACUUUGAUAUAUUAAUGUAUUUUAACAUUUUGUUUCACUCGCCUCAUUUUAAUCUUAUUUAGGUUAGACCAUAUUUUCAUGUUAUUCAAAUUUACAUCACAAUGCGGUCAAACAUUUAAAAAGGUUGUGUUAAAACGCAGACACAUGGGCAAAAAUGAUUUGGAAGACAGAUAAUUUUGAUUGGUCUCCCAUUAUUACUCACUUUUUUACAUACAUGUACACAUUGUGCUUUAAUUUUGCUACAUAUAAAUGUAUUUAUAUUAAUGACAUAUAUAUUGGUUGUUUCAACAACACCAACCAUUAUUACUCACUUUUUGUCCCCCGCCUUUCGAAGAAAGCAGGGGACUAUUAAAAUGGGUUCGUCCGUCUGUCUGUCUGUCCGUCUGUCCGUCCGUCUGUCUGUCCGUCACACUUUUUGGGACACAAUAACUCUCUUCCUAAUUGAGCUAGAAUGUUCAAACUUGGUGUAUGUGUUUAUUAGGUCAAUGCCUUGAUGGAGUUCGAAGAUGAGCAUUUUCCGCUUAGGGUAAGCAGAGAUAAGCAAUUUGAUUGGUUGAUGCUUUGGGACAUGAUAACUCUCUUCCUAAUUGGGCUAGAAUGUUCAAACUUGGUGUAUGUGUUGAUUAGGUCAAUGCCUUGAUGGAGUUUGAAGAUGAGCAUUUUCCGCUUAGGGUAAGCAGAGAUAAGCAAUUUGAUUGGUUGAUGCUUUGGGACACGAUAACUUUUAAUUGAGCUAGAAUGUUCAAACUUGGUGUAUGUGUUUAUUAGGUCAAUGCCUUGAUGGAGUUCGAAGAUGAGCAUUUUCCGCUUAGGGUAAGCAGAGAUAAGCAAUUUGAUUGGUUGAUACUUUGGGGCACGAUAACUCUCUUCCUAAUUGAGCUAGAAUGUUCAAACUUGUUUAAUUACAAAUACAUAGAGUAAAAGAAUAGAGAGCCUACCUACAAAACAUACAUUAUUCCUGUUUAUGGUGUAUUGCUUUCAUAGGAUAUUUAUUUAUCAAUUUUAUCAAACAAGUAUAUGAAUUGGUUGGAACAUAAAAUAUUGACAUUCAGUCACUUAAUUCCUUAAAAUUGAUUGUAAUAAACUCAGUAUUUUGUUUCCAUUUUUUGUCCCCCGCCUUUCGAAGAAAGCAGGGGACUAUUAAAAUGGGUUCGUCCGUCUGUCACACCUUUUGGGACACAAUAACUCUCUUUCUAAUUGAGCUAGAAUGUUCAAACUUGGUGUAGGUGUUUAUUAGGUCAAUACCUUGAUGGAGUUCGAAGAUGAGCAUUUUCCGCUUAGGGUAAGCGGAGAUAAGCAAUUUGAUUGGUUGAUGCCUUGGGACACGAUAACUUUAGUUCUAAUUAAGUGAGGGGGGUUGGAUGGCUGAAUGGUUAGCACGUGCGCACUGUAUCAUAAAGCCUGUCAUUGAGUCAACUGGCGUGGUUUCGAAUCCCCGGUUGUAUGUUACAAGGAGUAGGGUCGCCUUUCCAACCUUGUGGGUUUUCUCCGAGUCCGCCGGUUUCCUCCCAAAGACCCCUACGUGCAAGCGAAUUAUUGAAAUUAAAAAUUAAACCAUAUGUUAGUCCCGAAAUGACCUAGUUUGUGUCGAGUGGACAUUAAAACCCAUUUUUCUCUCUGUCUCUCUCUAAUUAAGUGAGAGUGAUGAAACUUGGUGUAUAGUUUUAUUACAUCAAUACCUUGACUAAGUUCGAUAAUGAGCAUUUUCUGCUCAGGGUAAGCAGAGCGAUAAGCAAUUUGAUUGGCCAAGAUUUUGGAACACAAUAACUCUCCUUCUAAUUGAGCUAGAAUGUUCAAACUUGGUGUAUGUGUUUAUUGGGUCAAUGCCUUGAUGGAGUUCGAAGAUAGGCAUUUUCUGCUUAGGGUAAACAGAGCGAUAAGCAAUUUGAUUGGUUGAUGCUUUGGGACACGAUAACUUUAGAUCUAAUAAAGUGAGAGUGAGAACACUUGGUGUAUAGCUUCAUUACAUCAAUACCUUGACUAAGUUUGAUAAUGAACAUUUUCUGCUGAGGGUAAGCAGAGCAAUAAGCAAUUUGAUUGGUCGAGACUUUGGAACACAAUAACUCUCCUUCUAAUUGAGGUAGAAUGUUCAAACUUGGUGUGGGCAUUCAUUAGGUGAAUACCUUGAUGGACUUGAUGAUGAACAUUGUCUGCUUACGGUAGGCAGAGAUAAGCAAUCUGAUUGGUUGAUGCUUUAGGGGCACGUUAACUUCGGUUAUAAUGAAGUGAGAGCGAUGAAACUCUGAAUAUAGAUUCAUUAUAUCAUUACCUUGACUAAGUUUGAUUGUGCAAAUUUUCUGCCUGGGCUAAGGAGCGAUAGGCAGUUUGAUUGGUCAAGACUUUGGGACAUAAAAACUCUGCUUUUAAUUGAGGUAGAAUGUUUAAACCUGAUGUAGAUGUUCAUUAGGUGAAUGUCUUGACUGAUUUCAAUGAUUAACCUUUCAAGCUAAAGCUAAGCAGAGCUAUUCAAUUUCAUUGGUCUAUGCUUUGGGACAAGAUAAUAUUGAUUCUAUCUGAUAGAGUGUGAUGAAACUUAGUGUGUAGUUUGAUUGCUCGAUACUUUUGAAAAAAAUAAAUGUGUGAUUAAUUAAUAUGUGUCAUCUAUUUAUUUUGGGAUUUCGGCGGGGGACAUCAGCCUCACUGUUGGCUUGUUCACAUUUCACAUACACAUUGUGCAUUAAUUUGGUAAAAGCUGCCUAUACUGGAUUUUUUGUAUAUGGCUGGCAUUUUAAUUGACUUUGAUAUAUUAAUGUAUUUUAACAUUUUGUUUCACUCGCCUCAUUUUAAUCUUAUUUAGGUUAGACCAUAUUUUCAUGUUAUUCAAAUUUACAUCACAAUGCGGUCAAACAUUUAAAAAGGUUGUGUUAAAACGCAGACACAUGGGCAAAAAUGAUUUGGAAGACAGAUAAUUUUGAUUGGUCUCUCUUUUUGCUUUAUGUAAUGCUAUGUUUUGCUUGGAAUUGAUUUCUUGUGGUAUGUAUUACAUUAUGUUAGUUCCUGGAUCAAUGAAAUCCAACAUUGAAAUUAUGUAUGAUUUUACUAAAAAUUAUUAGUGCUAUUUUCUAAACUUCUGUCCUAUUUUUGUAUUUUUCUUAAUAAAUUUAUGAUGUUAGUGAUCAUUUUAAGGAAUCUUUUACAAAGUGUUAUAAGCUGGUCCUAUACUUAGUAGAUUCUCUGCCAGAUACCAUUUGUAGGAUAUGAUGAAAUCUCACACGAUCGAUACUUCCUGUGUCUUCUAUGACCAGGCUAAAUUGAACUCUCUCAAUUAGAACCCUUGCAUUCAUGAGCCAAUAUUUUUGUUUCAACUGCUGAUUGACUGUGCACUGGCCAUUUAUAAUGUACAAUACUAAAUGUAGUAAAUGUUGGGCAUUAAUAACAUUGGUUAUUUAAUAGCCUAUGUAUUCAAGUGCAACUUCUUGAUACAAGGAUUAAAGAUGCCAAAUUAACCAACUUAAAAAAGUAGAUAGGCCAAACCCUAAAGAAAGAUUUUCGAAUAAUUAUAUCAGUCGUAUGAAUGGUGAAAUUUAUAGUUUUACAAUAAAAUCUAUUUAUGAAGUAGUUACCAUUGAAUUUUACUUAAUCUUUUGUGUCAUGUUUUCGUAUUUAUCACUUAUUGUAUGUACAAAUCACAUUUGUUAUUAAGUGGGAAAUAAUGUUAGUAUUUUCAUAUUUUUAUGUUACAAAUUAUACAAUUUUGUAAAUUAACUUGUAUGAGAAUAAAUUAUAUAUUUUGCAGUU